Trichoplusia ni (cabbage looper) is the source of this 3721-nucleotide messenger RNA. It is a transcript of the gene ldbr, whose product is annotated as lariat debranching enzyme. Gene Ontology annotation, biological process: mRNA splicing, via spliceosome. The transcript has 5 exons. Lineage: Eukaryota; Metazoa; Arthropoda; Insecta; Lepidoptera; Noctuidae. The coding region runs from base 1505 to 3010 and encodes 501 amino acids. Gene Ontology annotation, molecular function: RNA lariat debranching enzyme activity. The record is from RefSeq and is a predicted model, not a curated record. Gene Ontology annotation, cellular component: nucleus.
UUUUUAGAUAUAAAUUAAAUCUAAAGUAUAAAAGCUUUGUAAUUAAAACUUUAUAUGUUCAAUAAGUCCGCUAUUGACAAUAUAUCCCGAAAAUUUUCUUGAUCUAGCAUAAUCCAAACCCAUGUUAUGAGGGUUCAAAAAAACGACGAAGCGCUUCGGGAAAAGGUAGGUGCCCUGCGCUUCGCUUGGCUCGUCUUGGCGAUACUUGAUACCGAAUGACUAAAAAAUAAACUGUUUAACGCUACGCCUGAAAGGGAUUUCUUGAAAUAUUUACUAGAAAAUUUCAAAUGAUUUUAGUUCAUUAGGUAGGUACCUUCUGUAAAUUGUUGUAGGUUUUCUUCAUAUAGGUACUUAGAAUUUUACGCUUAAUUAACUUUUCGCACUAGUCUGGUCACAACUUCCUCUGGCUAAGUUAAUGAAGAAGGCGGUAUGUUCCUUAGAAACACUUUUUGAAACCUAAGCGAGUUAAAUACCUAUAAUUGCAUAAUGCGCAAGGGAAAUAGGUAUGUUAAAUAGGUAAGUAAUUAUGUACUUGGUAUUCUUACUUGAAAAAUAAUAGGUAUUCUAGUGACACUAGGUCGCUGACAAUACAUAACCAUUAUAACUAUGACCUUAGCAAUAUGAGAAUUAGAAUGGGGUAAAUUACCUACAUUUUUAUGGCACCUAAACUAAGCAGUUACCUAACUUUUUAAUUUAAUGUAAAAUAGAAGUUGCACUUUAUACAUAGGUCCAUAUAUUUUAUGGUAUGGUAACAGCGUUAACCUGUUUAAUGGUACAAGUAUUAUCAAAGGGUUGUUUCAAAACGUUUUGCUAUUUGGUUACGAGAAUUAAAAAAGGCAAUAUGUAAUUGUAACCGUAAUACAUUUAUAACCGUCUAUGCAAGCAAACCCAGAAGAUGAUAGACAAAACCUGCCUAACAUCGAUAGAUACCCGUAUGCCGAAAAAGUAAAGAAAAAUGUUAGGCAAUUUAGAAAGCACCAUAAAGGCAAACUCGAUAGGAAUGUAGUGAACGCAAAAAUAUGAUGUCACAGGAAAAAGAAACAAAUCUGGUAUUUAAGUAAAUUAAUAUUAUCAAAAAAUAUCAUAGCGUUCCAGGUAAUCUGCCUUAUUAAAUGAAGUUCAAUGAAUGAAGAAACAAUUUUUGAACCUUUAACGCGAAUGGGUCAUAUUUUACUUAUACUUUUGAUUAUUAACAAGUGAAACCCUUAAUUCAUUGGAGUCAGCACAAAAAUUGCGGAAUGGAAAGGCCAAGUUGGUUGUACACCAUUUAUAAUCUGUAGUAGUUUCCGGCCGGCGUUUGACAUAUUGUCUCAAUUGUCUGACAUCUGACAGAUGACGCCGAUUUUAACUCUAAAGUUUGGUCGGAGAUUUAAUUAAUUUACAAACAAAUAUUAAUUCUUAAUACUGCACAUAAUUACGACGAAUACACUUAAAUACUAAGGCUGUUUAUAUACAUUAGACUAUAUUAGAGUAAUUCUACAAGACUGUAUUAGUCUAUAAGAAAAUGAAAAUUGCAGUUGAAGGAUGCGCUCAUGGUGAGCUUGAUAAAAUAUACGAAUGUAUAGAAACCAUACAAGCAAGAGAAGGGUUUAAAGUUGACUUGUUAAUAUGCUGUGGAGACUUCCAAUCGGUUCGUAAUCAUGAAGACCUAAAGGCUAUGGCCGUACCGGACAAGUACCAACACAUGUGUUCAUUUUACAAGUAUUAUAGUGGCGAAAGAAAAGCCCCCAUACUGACAAUAUUUAUAGGAGGUAAUCAUGAAGCAUCUAAUUAUUUACAAGAGCUUCCCUAUGGAGGUUGGGUGGCACCCAAUAUUUAUUAUUUAGGUAGAGCUGGUGUUGUCAAGUUUGGCAAUCUGAGAAUUGGAGGCCUGUCAGGAAUUUAUAAAGGUCAAGAUUAUCUGCAAGGCCACUGGGAAUGUCUUCCUUAUUCACAAUGUUCAAUGAGGACAGUGUAUCACAUCAGAUCUAUUGAUGUUUUUAGAUUAAGUCAACUGAAAGAUAAAGUUCAUGUUAUGCUGUCCCAUGACUGGCCAAGAGGUAUCACUGAUUAUGGUGAUACAAACCUUUUGUUGAAGUAUAAACCAUUUUUAAGGGAAGAUAUAGAAUCUAACCAGUUAGGCAGUGUACCAGCAAUGAAACUACUUCACACUCUGAAGCCAGACUAUUGGUUUGCAGCACAUCUGCAUUGCCAAUACGCAGCUCUUAUUGGACAUGACAAUGGAGAGACAAAGUUUUUGGCAUUGGACAAAUGUUUACCUAAGCGGAAACAUUUACAAAUUCUGAAUAUCUCCUCCGAAUUUGAUGGCGAUAUGUGCUUGAAGUAUGAUGAAGAAUGGCUGGCUAUACUGAAAAAUACCAACCAUUUGUUAACUGUGAAAAAUGUUAACAUACAUUUACCUGGCCCUGGUGGAAAUGAGAGGUAUGAUUUUACACCAACAGAGCAUGAGAAGGCAAAAAUAGUUGAAGUACUUGGAAGUGUCAUAAUUAGAGGAGAUAGUUUUGUAAGAACAGCUGCUAUUCAUGAUCCCAACAUGCAAAAGGUUGCACCAACAGUGCCAAUACUAAAUCCACAAACAGUAAGUUUGUGUGAGAAAUUGGGUAUUGAUGAUCCAGUGCAAGUACUUAUGGCCAGAUCAGGCCGCAUAAUGAAAGAACCAUGUGAUAAUGGUUCAAUCUGGGAAGAGCCCACACCGGCUCAAGUUGUGCAAACACCCCAGAAACCACUGAAAAUGUCAUUACAACUCCCAGAGCCAGUUACACCUAGUGCAAGUGAAGUUGCUCCAAAAAUUUUUUCACCAGGGACUACACCUGUGUCAGACAGUUUAGAAAGUACCUUCGAAUGUAAAACACCAAUGUCUGGUGGUCCAAAGAAAACUUUCAAAAGACGCAAUUUAUCAAUAUAUAAUACUCCAGAAUGUGAUGAAAGUAACAGCACUGAAACUAGUUCAUUAUUAGAUUCUGAUAGUCCAAAAUGUAGUAAAUUGCUUUUCAGAAAGUCUUAUGAAUAAUAUUAAAUUUCUAUUUUGCUAUAUUGAUAAGCAGAAUUUUAUAACUCAAAAAUGUAAAUGAAAUUUAAAUGUAGAAUAAUGUGCACAGUUUGGUGUCAUAGAUUUGGAAAUUAUGAGAAAUUUUAUGCUCUAAUGAAUAGAAACAAUUUCUAAUGCACUAAGCUAAGCAACUGUAGAAGUUAGAAUAUUACUCAGAUGUAGGUAAUAAAUAGACUGUAGAAUUAUUGAAAGUAACCGAAAUUGCUUUAAAUAAUGGUAAUAUUGGGAGUGCAAUGUUAGGUAAAUCUAUAAGAGUAAGAUGUUGAGAAAAAACCAUUUGCAAUUUGAAAUUGUUCAAUCUACAUCCUUUUACCUAAGGUCUCAUAACAAAUUACAUUGCUCAACAGAUCAGUGUAGGGGUAGUAAUAAAAUACUUACCUCAAGAAACUUAAAAAAUAAAAUGCGUAAUAUAUUUUUUUAGCUAUGAAUUGUUAUAUCCUGAUUAAUCUCCAGUUCUAAAUUUAAUUUAACCAUUGUUACAACUGAAAUUUUAAUCAUAUGUUUCUCUACCGGUAUAGGACUAUUCCAGUAAUUUUUGCAAGUAUUAAUUGCAGAUUAUACCUUUGAAUGACAUGGGUAUGUGUGAUUGAAUGACCUUUAUUUAGUCUUCUAUUCAUACCCAAAUAUGUUUAUUUUUUAUAUGAAAGAAGAGUGAUGUGUAAUAAAAAACAA